Molecule: messenger RNA, 4378 nt
Organism: Mya arenaria
Lineage: Eukaryota; Metazoa; Mollusca; Bivalvia; Myida; Myidae
Product: gamma-tubulin complex component 3 homolog
Exons: 28
Coding region: 81-2843 (920 amino acids)
Biological process (GO): spindle assembly; mitotic cell cycle; microtubule nucleation
Cellular component (GO): gamma-tubulin small complex; equatorial microtubule organizing center; spindle pole
Molecular function (GO): microtubule minus-end binding; gamma-tubulin binding
Source: RefSeq, a predicted model, not a curated record
UCUACAUGUAUGUGUCGCGGGUAAACAAAAUAUGACAAGUCAAGUUUAAAUAACAUAUUUCUUGCUUGUCUACCAGAGUCAUGAGUAGAUCUCACUCGAGGGAAGGUGGCAGCUCAUCUGCAACUCCUGCUCUUGUGAAAAGAUUAUGCUGCAGAGUGACGAAACUCCCUGAAAAUGAAGUUCAACCAUAUUUACAACUAGCUUACAAGUUACUUGCAAGUUCUUCAAGCUUGCCUGUGGACAAUGAUGAGUUCCAGGUUUCCGAGAGAAUAAGAAAGCAGUUGGUAAGGCGUGGAAGGGAAAAGGAUGCUGCCACGUUUGCAGAACUGCACAGAAAGCUACAGACACAGGGAUUGGUCAAGAACAGAUGGGCAGUGUUGCAUGUGUUAAAGUCCAUCAGUGAAAGCGAGGCCAGACAUGCUCGUGACAAGUCGACCAGUUUACUAUUUGGCCAAGGGCUCCCUGCCUAUGCGACGUCUACCCCUUUCAACGCAGCAGCCCAGAGGAGACUUAUGCCUGGGCCUGGGUCACAUGAACACCAUGGUGGAACCCCAUCCAUACACUCCAUUGACACGACAGGCAGUAGUGGAAUCAGCAGUAUCCAUGGUGAUAUCCGUAGUAACGACCCCACCCCUGUACCGCAGUCAUUUCUGCCAGGGACAACAUUUGCAUCUGUGGAUGGCGACAAGACACACAGACAUGCCGCCAUGUCUCGUCUGGUUGGGGCUGUCUCCAGAAGGGACACAGAAUCGAGUUCUGCUGUGGUUCCUAGAGGUGGAAGAAGCACGGUGAAAGCCCAGGGGGAGAAUACGAGUUUUGAGAUCCCGGAGACUGAACUUGUCCGUGACUUGGUUUACGUCUUUCAAGGCAUUGAGGGCAAAUGGGUUCACUUUGACCCUUCCAAAGACGGAUAUAAGGUCGACGCCCAGGCUGGCAUUCCUAAAGCCAUUCGUCAGCUAGUGAGCAAACUGGCUGAGUGUGGCUGGCUGUUUAACAAGGUGAAAAACUACGUUGAGACACGGAGUGCAGACAAGACAUUUGGACUGGUGGGACAGAGUUUCUGUGCAGCUUUACAACAGGAACUGACAGAAUAUUACAGACUCAUAGCUGUGCUGGAAUCUCAGAUACAAGAUGAGGUUGACCAGGGUAUUGGGCUGGCGACACAUGGCAGUAUUACGCUACGUCGGCUGGUCGUGUGGACAUUCGACCCCCUCAUACGUUUGAAGACCCUUGCAGCCCUGGUUGAUGUGUGUAAAGGGAAGAAGGGAGGAGCGUUGGCUUCAACUAUCUAUUCCUACAUGCAACAUGGUGACCCAUUUGUCAAGUCCCUAAUCAAACAUAUUCUAACCAUGGUGUCCCAGCCGAUCUAUGCCACCCUGCUGAGAUGGAUCUACGAUGGUGAACUAGAGGACACUCAUGAUGAGUUCUUUGUUGCUGCUGACCCAACUGUGAAGAAUGACCGAUUAUGGCACGAUAAAUACAGUUUACGGAAAUCAAUGAUUCCAGCUUAUAUAACCACAGACCAAGCUCGCAGGAUCCUGUUGACAGGAAAGUCCAUCAACUUUCUCCGCCAGGUUUGUCAGGACCGAACCCCAACCCCGGGGAGAGAGAUGGCUAUGGCCUUCGAUAUGAGUCAGGCCGAGUGGAUGUUCACCCAGGACCAAAGUAAUAACUUCCAGGACAUGAUCGACAAGGUAUACAAGGAGACAAGUCGACACCUGCUCGAUGUGCUACAUGCAAAAUACAAGUUCAUGGACCACCUUAAGGCGAUGCGGCGAUACCUGUUGCUUGGACAAGGAGAUUUCAUCAGACACCUUAUGGACUUAUUAGAGGAGGACCUAGCUAAGCCGGCCUCCAACCUGUAUCUUCACAACUUGACUGGUAUAUUGGAAACAGCUAUACGUGGAACUAACGCACAGUUUGACGACUCAGACAUCCUUAAGAGGCUUGAUGUCCGCUUGCUUGAGGUAUCCCCAGGAGACACAGGCUGGGAUGUGUUCAGUCUCGACUAUCAUGUGGACGGACCAAUCAGAACAGUGUUUACCCCAGAGUGCAUGAUAAUGUACCUCCGGGUGUUCAACUUCCUAUGGCGCGCCAAAAGGAUGGAGUAUGUUCUUGCCCUUAUAUGGAAAAACCAGAUCUUCAACUCAAAACUCCUUGAGUCUUUACCUGAACUGUCUCGAAUUCUUCACCAGUGCCACAUUCUUGGAAGUGAGAUGGUUCACUUCAUUCAACAGACACAGUACUACAUCAGCUUUGAGGUACUUGAGUGUUCCUGGCAUGAACUACUGGGGAAGGUGCGGGAGGCGGAAGACCUGGACUGUGUUAUAGCCGCGCAUCAGGUGUUCCUAGACACUGUUAUCACACGGUGUCUUCUGGAUGAACAGUCAAGGCAUGAUGAUAGUAGGGGGAGAGUGACAUAUCAGGGCAUUCUGACCCAGCUGCGGACGAUAUUCGAUCUGAUAAUCGACUUCCAGCAGGCCCAGGACGCCUUCUAUGAGACAGCGCAACAUGAGCUUCUGGCCCGCCAACAUUAUGCCAAGCUCCAGAGACAGAGAACUAGUGAGGGUGACUGGGGCAUUACUGAGGCAAUGGAGGAAGAGGAGCGUGCUCGCCGGGUGGAGUUCCUCAAGACAGUGAUACCCUCUACACGAGCCAAGAUGGCCGUCCUGGCACAGUCAUACCAGGACAUGGUCCAGCAAUUUCUGGUGAUGGUGACAAGCCACCAGGACGUGAGUCUGCGCUUCCUGUCGUUCCGUCUAGACUUUAACGAGCAUUAUAAGGCGCGGGAGCCACAGCUGUACGGCACUCCCGGCAACAUGCGUGCCAAAAGACUCACAUAAAGAUGAUACCAGUAAAAAUUAUGAGAUGCAUGGAUGUGAUUUGUGGAUCUUAUAGUGCCAGGGACCAUAAAAAAUCAUAGAAAAAUGAAGAAAUAUUUAUUUUUUUAAUUGAUAUGAAUAGUUAGGUGGUUGCUUUUGGUUUUUACUUUAUUUUUUUUUAGUAUUGACAUUCAGUUUGCUUCAAGUUGUAAGUCAGAGAGAUCCCUCAAGACGGCUUCUAAAAAGCCAGUUUUGCUUAUGCAGCAUGGUGGGGUAAAGUGCCGUCCCAACCCAACGCUAAAAUAGUUUGAGCCCAUCAGCCGCCAGAUCAGUCACAUUCCUGCCUUCAGUGUCAAACUUUUACAGAAAUUAAACUUUGAGAAAAUUCUUUGUCAAGAUUCAUGUAUGAUGAAUUAAUGGGAGGUUGACAAUAUUCAGGUGUUCUGUGUACAAUUAUUCGUGAUGACCCCAUAUCAUUUUGGUAUCAUUUGAAAGGGGCUGAUGUGUGUAGAAACAAUAAUACCUAAAAGAUAUUACAAACAAGCGUUUUGACCCUUGAAAGAUGGUGAAAUAUGCCUUAAAAUGUACGAUUUCAGUUUCUUUUAAGAAACAUAACACGUUUUGAAAAAACUAUCUUUAGGAUAUUUUCUAUUAUUCUAGAUAUUAGUAGUGUCAGCAUUUCCCUUUCAAAUGACACUAAAAAAUUGUAUGGAUCAAAAUUUAGAAGUAUUGCAUAUGUUUCGAAGAAAUGAUGAGGUUUUUGGAUUAUCGGAUGCCUGUGUAUUUACAUAAGCGUUGUUGACUGAUAGAUACUAGUUCUAUAUUAUUAUAAACAUCUGAUUGUGUAAAUCUCUAUUCCCAUAUACUGGUUUAAAAAAAUGAAAAUCGAACCAUAUGCGUUCAGCCCUUCCAUCACUAUCCUGAGUUUUCAGUUUUCAGAAUUUGUCCUCAUUACUUAACACGCAUCUUGAUCAUUUCAUGCUUAUUAUUUAAGAUCUGAACCAUGUUAUAUUUCAUUUAUGUUAACAUUUCUCAUGACAGUCCAUUGUUUUCACCUAUUCCUGCAUCAUGUACAAACCCAUCAAUAUGACAGGACUUGUGAUAUAGUAUUGCAUGAUAUUAUAUGUAUAUAUUUAAGAUUGCCUUUGAAUGUUUAAUAUUGAAUAUUUGUUAUUGAACAAAGUACAUGUAUGUACAAGAUUGUAUAUGUAUACAUGUAUGUCUAAGAUUGUACAUGUAUGUUUAAAAUCUACAUGUAUGUCUAAGAUUGUACAUGUAUGUUUAAGAUCGUACAUGUAUGUCUAAGAUUGUACAUGUAAGUCUAAGAUCGUGCAUGUAUGUCUAAGAUUAUACAUGUAUGUUUAAAAUUGUGCAUGUAAGUCUAAGAUUGUACAUGUAUGUCUAAGAUUAUACAUGUAUGUCUAAGAUUGUACAUGUAUGUUUAAAAUUGUGCAUGUAAGUCUAAGAUUGUACAUGUAUGUCUAAGAUUAUACAUGUAUGUGAGAUGUGCUUACUUUGAAGUUGUUUCAUUAGAUUUUGGAUUUUGGAAAUAAAAA